AUGGCGUCAACAAAACUGUCCGUUAUCGUCACUGGCGCUGCCGUUGGCCUCGGCAAGGCGAUUGCCAUGGAGUUCCUGAAGCGUGGCUGGCAGGUGGCCCUCGUCGACAUUGCUGCCGAGAAGCUGGCGGCCACCGUCGACGCGAUCAAUGCGCUUGGCCAUCCUGGCGAGGCCCUUGGCGUCGCGGCCGACAUCACCGACGAGGCCUCUGUCCAGUCCGUCUUUGACAAGAGCGUGGCCGCGUUCGGCCAGGUCGACGCGCUCGUCAACUCGGCGGGCAUCAUGGACAAGUUCCACGCCGUCGGCGAGCAGGAUGUGGCGUUGUGGAACAAGGUGCUGGACGUAAACGUCAAUGGUGCGUUUCUGCUGUCGCGGCUGGCGGCGCAGGAGUUUUUGCGGGAGGGCCGUGUCGUCCGCAACGGGGACGUCUCGGGCGAGGUCAAGACGGGCGGUGCGAUUGUCAACAUUGCGUCGAUUGCGGCGUUCCACGGCGGCGUGGCCGGCGUGGCGUACACGACAAGCAAGUAUGCGGCGAUCGGCCUGACGACCAGCACAGCGGCCGCGUACGCGAAGCAGGGAAUCCGAUGCAACGCCAUCUGCCCCGGCAGCAUGGAGACGGCCAUUGCAGAGGACUCUGAUUACAGCAGCCUCGGCCAGCAAUUCGCUUCCGUGAUGAAAGUCAACGAGGUGUCUGCCGGUUUCGCAGACACCGGGCGGCUGGGCCGUCUUGUCGUGUUUCUGUGCGGCGAGGACGGACAAGACGUUAACGGCGCUGUCAUCAAGGUCGACCGCGGCUGGACGGCCAUCUAA
Molecule: messenger RNA, 810 nt
Organism: Sporothrix brasiliensis 5110
Lineage: Eukaryota; Fungi; Ascomycota; Sordariomycetes; Ophiostomatales; Ophiostomataceae
Exons: 1
Coding region: 1-810 (269 amino acids)
Molecular function (GO): oxidoreductase activity, acting on the CH-OH group of donors, NAD or NADP as acceptor
Source: RefSeq, a predicted model, not a curated record